This is a messenger RNA of Neltuma alba, 2007 nucleotides long. Its product is annotated as probable disease resistance protein At4g27220. Gene Ontology annotation, molecular function: ADP binding; ATP hydrolysis activity. The coding region runs from base 1 to 2007 and encodes 668 amino acids. Lineage: Eukaryota; Viridiplantae; Streptophyta; Magnoliopsida; Fabales; Fabaceae. The transcript is spliced from 3 exons. The record is from RefSeq and is a predicted model, not a curated record.
AUGGCUGAGGUCGGAGCGUCAGUAGCAGCAAAACUUGCUGAAUAUUUGGUGCAUCCAACUUUACAACAGCUGCAGUAUAUGUUCUAUGUUAGCAAGAUCACCGGAAACGUUGAGAUCAAAAAAAGGAAGCUAAUACUAAAGCAGGGAAAGGUGCAAGAAUGUGUUCAAGAGGCCAUCAAUAGGACUGAGAGGAUUGAUGGUGAGGUUACCAAGUGGAAGAAUGACGUGAAUAGCCUUAUAGCAGAGGUGGAGAAACUGGAGGAAGAACUAAGGGCCAACAAUGGUUGCCUUCAAGGGUGGUGUCCUACUUGGAGGAGAUAUUGUCUCUGCAAAAUGUUGGCUAAGACAACUCAGAGGAUGAUUGAUCUAGAUAUAAAGAGUGAUCACUUCAAUCCAUUUUCCCAUCCUGUUACUAUUUCUGAUAUUGACUAUCACUCUUCUCAAAAUUUUAAGCUCUUCAAUUCUACGCAAAAGGCUUUUGAUCAAUUGUGGGAGGCACUGCAAGAUGAUGGUAACUCCAUGAUUGGGUUAUGGGGGAUGGGAGGGUCAGGGAAAACCACCUUGGUGAAAGAAGUGGGAAAGAAAGCCAAAAAGUCACAGCUAUUUGAUCGAGUUGUGCUCACGACAUUUUCUCAAAGCCUAGACAUAAGAAAAAUUCAAGGUGAAAUUGCUGACACGUUGGGGCUUGAAUUGAAGGAAGAAACCGAAAUAGGCAGAGCGAAAAGAAUAGCUCUACGAUUACAAAGUGGAGAACGAAUUUUGAUAAUACUAGAUGACAUAUGGGCUAUGCUGAACCUUGAGGACAUAGGGAUUCCCAUUGAAAGAAAUCAUCAAAGAAGUUGCAAGGUUAUCUUGACCACGCGUCGUCUAGAUGUGUGUACCUUGAUGGAAUGCCAAAACAAGAUUCAACUUCAUUUGUUAAAAGAAGAUGAAGCAUGGACUUUGUUUCAAACUCAUGCCAAUGUUGAUGAAGCUGCUAAGGAAUGUGUGGCACGAGCAAUUGCUAGGGAAUGUAAAGGCCUACCUAUUGCAAUUGUAGCUGUAGGAAGUUGCUUGAAAGGCAAAGGAAUUGAUGAGAUGAAUAUAGUGUUGUGUAGGUUGAGAAAUGCAAAGCCAAACAAUAUAGAUAAAGGUGUGAGGGAUGCUUUUGCUUGUCUUGAAUUAAGCUAUGAUUUUUUGGCAACUCUAGAAGCCCAGCGGUUAUUGCUAAUAUGUGCUAUGUUUCCUGAAGACCAUGACAUUGUUGUUGAAGACCUUUUUAGAUAUGGAGUGGGAUUAGGCCUAUGCAAAGAUGCAGACUCAUUUCAAACAGGGAGGAGCCAAGUUAGAGCAGCUAUAAAUGAUCUCAUUGACUCCUCAUUGUUGAUGCAUUCUUCUCUAAAGUUCAACGUGCAUGCACCAACACAUGUGAAAUUACAUGAUAUGGUUCGUGAUGUUGCAUUGUGGAUAGCAUCUAAAAAAGAUGGUAAUAUUAUGCAUCUUGCACAAAGAGCAACCAAGAUUGUAUUUUAUGAGCUUGAAGGAGGUAGCAAAAGUUUCAUCCCUGAUAUUGUCCAAGCUGUAGGAGGCAUGAAGGAGUUGAGUAGACUCUGUCUUCAAAGAUGUUCAAAGAUUGAAUGCAUUAUUGACGAAACUACUCUUCACGAAGAUGCAGUUGUCCUCAAAUUGAAUGAGUUAGUGCUAAGAGAUAUGGAUAAUCUUGAACGACUAUGUCGUGCUCCUUCUCCUUUUAGCUUGUUCGAAAAGUUGGAAAGAUUAACCAUAUUCAACUGUCCUCAGUUGCUCCACAUAUUCCCUGUCGACUGCAGCUUAGGCAAUCUUAAGGUUCUCAAUGUUAACAAGUGUCCAAUGUUAACAUCUCUCUUUCCUGUCUCUGCUGUUUGCACACUGCUAUCCUUAGAAGAGCUCCGAAUAAAAUGUUGCAAUGAAUUGAAGCACUUAUUAGAUGAAGAUGGUGGUGUUGAUGCAUGGCUCAGAGAUUUGUACAAUUGCAAGAUCUAUCGGUAA